Messenger RNA from Spirometra erinaceieuropaei, 810 nucleotides. NCBI's taxonomy places the organism in Eukaryota, Metazoa, Platyhelminthes, Cestoda, Diphyllobothriidea, Diphyllobothriidae. The record is from the annotation of a GenBank genome assembly.
AUGCGAGAGAAGGCCACCUGGAGGCAUCCUCGGUCGCAUCAGUGGCACCUGCUGGUCUAUGUCCCCGUCCGGAAGCGAGACCAGCUGGACGUGCUGGUGAUACAGGCGAUUGCGGAGGCCGUCGGGUGAACCGGCCAUCGCCUCGUCAUCUCCGAGAUGCGAAUUCGUCUGCAGCCUUGCAGGAGACCUCAAGGUAGGCGACUUCCAGGUAAGUUGAGUAUUGCUUUGUUGUCUUUACCUGUUCAGUAUGUCCGUGUCAACAAUGAGCUAGCUCGACGGCUAGACAACCUUCCAAUCGCUGCCGCCGACGCCGCUGCUGAGAACGCCACCGUGGAGAACCGAUGGUGUCAACUGCGGGACACAGUCCAGUUGGCGGCGCUGGCCGUCCUCGGUCGCGCACGUGGCCAACACCAGGACUGGUUCGACGAUGACGACGCCGCCAUCAACAACCCGCUCGUUGAGAAGAACCGACUGUGCAUAGCCUACGUCACUUUCCCACCGACGACAACAAAACAACCUUCUACCGCAGUCGCCACCUUGCACAACAGCCUCCGCGUGAGAUGCAGGACGCCUGGACGGCUCGCAAGGCCGAGGAGAUCCAAGGGCACGCGAAGCGCAAAAAAAGAGAACUUUUUGGCGCGACCAAGGAAGUCUACGGUCCGCCAACCAAAGGAACUGCUCCUCUUCUCAACACCAACGGAAGCACCCUACUCACUGGAAAGACGCAAAUACUACAGCGAUGAGUUGAGCACUUUCGAGGCGUCCUUAACCGCCCCUCCACAAUCUCCGACGCCGCCAUCGCCCGUCUGA